This is a messenger RNA of Spirodela intermedia, 5519 nucleotides long. The record is from the annotation of a GenBank genome assembly. NCBI's taxonomy places the organism in Eukaryota, Viridiplantae, Streptophyta, Magnoliopsida, Alismatales, Araceae.
AUGGCUGCUGCUGCUCUGGUCAUCGCCGUUCUCUGUAGCUUCAGUUUGGUGUCCUCAGCUCCAGAGAGCGCCCUGGUGACGCACCUACCAGGAUUUAAUGGGACUUUCCCCUCCAAGCACUAUGCCGGGUAGGGCCUCCUCUCCAGCAUCUCAUCUGUCACUCCUGUUCUCUCUCCCUUUCCCCUGGUUCUGUUCUUCUCCUUGGAUUUAACGGGGACAGGAUUCGCCUGUAGAUACGUGACGGUUGACGAGAAGAACGGGAGGAACCUCUUCUACUACUUCGUCUUCUCGGAGGGGAACCCUGAGGAGGACCCUGUCGUACUCUGGCUCAACGGUGGGCCGGGGUGCUCCAGCUUCGAUGGAUUCGUCUAUGAACACGGUAGAAACCUUGUUUUGACACUAUGGGAUGCUCGAGCUCCUACAGUCUGACCCCUUUUAUGCAUCAAACAUGAAGGAAUCCCUCUGUUGAUGCCUCCUCUUUUAGUUUUCUUUUCCUGACAGGAGAACCACUUCACGCUAUGCUCGCAUCUUGUUUCUUAUGCUCUUCUUGCAACUGGAACCGAGAAUCUGAUUUGAUUUUUCUCGUAGGAUAGCAUCUGAAUCUUAUUUCCUCUGACGUCCUGCAAAUGCUUGUUCAGGCUGCUUGUAUAUAAAGUAUUUUUCUUGGAAGUUCUCUUCUUUCAAUUUGCAUUUGAUCCGUUGUGAUCUUGUGCACUAAUGCUUCAGGACCCUUCAAUUUUGAAGCUGGGAACAGGCCGGGCAGCCUUCCACAGCUGCAUCUUAAUCCAUACAGCUGGUCCAAGGUAUUGCUUUUGAACAUUGAUAAAUAAGCCUUCUGAGUCUGGCACUUUUAUGCCAGAGGAUUGAUAUUAUCGGUGGACGCGAUUGAAAGUUAUGCAACAGUUAAGUGCUCGAGAACAACAUCUUUUUUGUCCAGGUUUCUAGCAUGAUAUACUUGGAUUCCCCUGCUGGUGUUGGUUUAUCAUACUCACACAACCCGGAUGAUUACACUACUGGAGAUCUGAAAACUGCGUCAGAUACCCACACUUUUCUUUUAAAGGUAUUUGGAUAAGGGCAAAAGAAAAAAAAUGUGGAAGAAAGAAUUGGGAACAUGUCCUUCGUAAUCAGUUGUAUUAUAUAUAUAUUUCUGAUUUUUUUCACUCGAUAAACUGUACCUACUUAGAUUUAUCUUUUCUUCUUCGAGUAAAAGCUUGGGGAAAUUUCUUUCGUUGGCAAAAAAUGUCAUGAUCCAUUCAUUUCUAAUUAAGUAUUUUUCUAAAAUGUUGUGCAAGCAGUGGUUUGAACUGUACCCAGAGUUCCUUGGAAAUCCAUUUUUCAUCUCCGGUGAGUCAUUUGCUGGAGUAUAUGUUCCAACUCUUGCGUCUGAGAUUGCAAAAGGUACCAAUUUACCUGCUUUGCUUUCUGGCUCUCCUUUUGAUACAUGGUACAUAACUAUAGCUCUCUAUCAGGUAUCCAAGCCGACCUAAAACCUGCUCUUAACUUUAAGGUCCUAACCGUCACCUCUCCUCUUAUUCUUUCUUUAUAAGGCGUUGACCUUUCCUAAUGUGAAGUUGCUCGAAAAUUUUUAGGGUUACAUAGUAGGGAAUGGUGUCACUGAUACAGUAUUUGAUGGAGAUGCUCUUGUACCAUUUGCUCAUGGAAUGGGUCUCAUAUCAGACGAUCUUUAUCAGGUAAUUUUGCAUUCAUCUUUUUUUUUUAUUCCGUUGUUUUUUAACAUUCUAGGUCAUAAGAUUGUCUCAUGAACAUGAACAGAAAGUUAAUUCUGCCUGUCAAGGAAGCUACUGGAAUCCAGUCAAUGAAACUUGCAUGACUCUGCUAGAUAAAGUUGACAAGGUAUACAAGCCGUUAAUGUUCCUUUAGUGGGGAGUCCCAUUUAUCGAAGUCACCACUUCCCACUAACUACAGUUGUUGACUCCAGGAAGUUGAGGAUCUUAACAUAUAUGAUAUCCUGGAGCCCUGCUACCACAGACCAGAAAUCAAGCAAGUUGUGCCGAAUGCCAGGAGGCUGCCAGAAAGUUUCAAGAAUUUGGGUCAUACUCACAGGCCUCUUCCCGUGAGGAAGAGGAUGUUUGGUCGAUCUUGGCCUUUGAGAGCUCCAGUGAGAGAUGGACGGGUUCCAACAUGGCCAGAACUAGAACAUACCGAAGUACCUUGCACAGUGAGUGCUGAAAAUCGAGAUAUUAUCUUCUAUUUGCUUUAUUUGUUUAUUUAUUUGUUUUUCUUUGUAAUAUCUCGAAAUUUAUUCUUUCUUCUACUAAAAGGUGUAUGCGUCUUGAAAUCUAUAAUCAGCAACGAAAUCAACUCAUAUUUUGCUUCUGCUCUCCAUUAAAAAACUGCUGCUAUUUCAAGCUAUCCGUUGACUGUUCAAAGCCUCCCACUGCGAUAUGAAAUUAUCAUGCUGAGAGUUUUGAAGAUGAUUUAUUUGACAUCCAUUUAACCAAGCUUUGUGGAGACACCCAUUGUACAAUCUUUGCUAAAGAGCAUGCUUGUGGUAUGCUCUGUGUAUAUUGAGAAAUGCCUUUGAAAUGGAUAAACUGAAUGGUGGAGACCGAUAAAUAUUUACCAUUGAGAUGUUUAAUUUCAAGUUUUAAAUGACUUAUACUAGGGUCAGAGGUGAAUUCUUGUAUUUCCUUUUAUAAGCCAUAAACCUAGCACAGACUUCCAACAGGGAAGAAUUUAUUAAACAAAAAUUCCUCUUGUUUUUGUUGCAUUCACUUUGUUUUUGUUUAUAAUGAGCAAAGUAAUCAUAUGUUUACUACCCACAUUCGGCAUCAGACGAUUUAUGUUUAAUGUGGACAGCUAUUAAAUGUUCUGUAACAGUAAUGUUUAAAUCUCAUGUUCUUUCAUAGAGUGAUGAGGUUUCUUCUGCGUGGCUGAACAAUGAGCUGGUGAGGAAUGCAAUUCAUGCCCAGCCGGUACAAGGAGCUUGCUCUCUCUGUUAUUUUUGGUUUGUUCUUCUUCAAUGGCAUGGAGAUUUAAUCUAUUUUGGUACCACACCUUAGGAAAAUGUCGUGGGUGCCUGGGAGUUGUGCAGUGGUAACAUUAAUUACUAUCAUGAUGCUGGAAGCAUGAUCAAGUAUCACAGGAACCUCACUCUUCAAGGUUAUCGUGCACUUAUAUUCAGGUACUUCUUUGUCUAGUUAUCUGCGUCCUUUACUUGGACUGGUAAAUGUUGCUAAGGUUCUUUUCGGGAAAUGAAAGUUUUGUCCUGUAAAUUCUCCAAGAUUUGUGGGAGAAAGUUGUAAAACUUGGGUCGGUGUCUUUGGGAACACUGGCCAAGCCAAUUCGCAUAUCAAUGAUGAUCAAAUGUCGAUGGUGGGAAACUCUAAUUUGACCUAAUUUGUCUCAUAUGAACAGUCAAAUGACGAUAGGGAUCAUUUUGACACGCUUCAGUUAUUUAAAAAUAUGAUAAACGGAACAAUCUUCAUGUCUAACCUUGGUGGCUUUAUUUAAUGGCUUCGAGCAUUUCAUGAUUUUAACAUUUUCCAACAUAUUUUUUUAAUUUUCUGGCUCUGUCACCUGAGUGCAAUGCCUGCCAAACGAAUUUAAUCAUAAAUCCAGGAGACGAUCAUAUUUUUGGAUCUCAUAUAUUAUUUAUUUCCUCAUGGUAGCUUUUGGAGUUCAGUUUGGGCGUUUACUCUAUAGUUAUGUACGUUUGAUUCUUUGAUUCCAUUGCUUUAUGUAAUCCACAUUUCUUUCUGAAGGGCUAUCCCUAAGAUUUUAUUUUUCUCAUGUGUGUAUGUAGACAAUGCUAAUGUUUAUUUUUCGUCAUGGCUGAGCCGCCCUAAAUGGUGUUGCAAUAACUGGUCUUUUAUUUGGUGUCAGUUCAUUAGGGUCUUUCAUAAAUUUUGCAUUGUGGUGCAAACAUCAGGUGAAGCUAAUUGUAAAGAAUUUAAUUCAUAUGGAAUAUUAGUGUAGAUGAUCUAGAUUGGUACAUCAGGUACUCUCACCUUGCUUGGCAUCUGGGUUUCAGUUUCUAUGCGCUGUCGUUCAACUUAUCGAAUGGACACCUAACCUUUGUCUCAUUUGCUAUCUUUUCUUGUGAUGUAACAGUGGUGACCAUGACAUGUGUGUGCCAUUUACUGGGACCCAAGCUUGGACUAGAUCGAUGGGCUACGAAGUUGCUGAUGAGUGGAGGCCUUGGAUCUUUGAUGGACAAGUUGCUGGGUAUUUAUUAUACAUCACCUUUUUCUGGGAAAAUAAACUUGGCUUGUAUAGAAUUUGAACAAAAAAAUCAUGGUGACGCUUUAAUGAGAAACCAGAUUUGGUGCCAACUUCCUCAAAUCAUUGCAUGGCAUAGCGGAUUCAAAAUUGUACUUUUUUCAAUUUCUUUCUUCUCGAAAUUGAUGGUUAUUUACUGGAUUUCAUUUUGAACUGCUGCAGAUACACUCAAGGCUAUGAUCAUAACCUCACGUUUCUCACUAUUAAGGUACCCAAACUUUUGAAUCACUUUUUAAAACAUAUUAAAUCUUAUUCUCAAACUUUUAUUUUUAAUUUACCGUUAGCAAUCACCCUUACAGUUCAAUUUACUCGAAUGUUGUUGUCUAGUCUCAAAGCUAACCGUUUCUGUUUGAAUAUCUCGGAAGGCUACAUUUCCUUGCAUCAAAUUUUUUUCUUUCUUCCCUGUCAAACCCCCACAGAAAUCUCGGGUAGAUCAGAGAUUUCCUGUAAAAUAUGAUAUCAUCUUUACGUGGUUGGCUGUUGAUCAGAGAUUGUAGAAAAUCCCCAAGUAAGUGCAUAUAAGUUGGUUUGGGCUUCACUUUUUUGAUGGUUGAACCCCCAGAACAGCAUCCUGGGAUCAUGCUGGCAUUGGAGUACAACCUUUUGAACGAAUAAAUGCCCUAACCGCUCAUAUUCCACACACCAAAACACUGUGGAAAAAGUUUUAACAUGAUUCAAGAGUCCAACAUGCCAUUGAAGUAUAUAGACCAGCCCAAAAAAUAUGUACCUUUUGUGAAGUUUUUAAGAUAUUCGCAGCAGAAAACAUGCCAGUUCACAACACUGAUGAGCAGUAAUUAAUAUAUCUUCAAUUGCUUUGGCCCUCCGGAGAAACUCAGACUACCAUGAGUAGAAUUACCUUCGUGGGAUUCAUGUUAGAUACUAAAUAUUCCCAAUAUUUUUCUGCCCUAUUCGGGCCUGGGGUUGGAUUGGACUCUGGGGAAAUCAAAUGAUGAUCAUUCAAAUAUUUCAUCUACCUGCACGUAUCGCGUCUACAUAAUUGGACUGACUGAUGAUGGUGUUUCCAAUCCUAUCAACCGAUCCAAUCUACCAUGACUCAGAGACUCCAUCUCUGAUUCAAAAAAUGAAGUGGGUGCCCUCUAUAUGGGACAGCGGACUAACUAACACCUGAGCAUACUAAUCUGGAUAUAAUUUCUAUGGCUGAUUGUGUUAUUUUUCCUUUUCUUCUGGUACAGGGCGCCGGGCACACCGUCCCUGAGUACAAACCUCGAGAAGCCCUGGCCUUCUAUUCUCGCUGGUUGAAUGCGGUCCCCAUCUGA